AUGCCCAACGAUUGGAACCUCAGCGUCCUUUGUCCUGUACUAAAGAAAGGUGACCCGACGAUAUGCACCAAUUACCGGGGAAUCAGCCUGAUUGCCAUCUCAUACAAGAUACCAUCGAGCGUUAUAUGUGAACGACUGAAGCCAUAUACCAGCACACUGAUCGGAUCUUAUCAGUGCGGCCGCAGACCUGGUAAGACCACCAUAGACCAAAUCUUCACAUUACGCCAAAUCCUAGAAAUAACCAACGAAAAUAAAAUGGACACACACCAUCUCUUUGACGAUUACAAAGCUGCAUUCGAUAGCCUGACGAGGGAACGCCUAUAUGCCACCAUGGCUGAGUUCGGUUUGCAGAAUGACAUUGAGCAGCACCAUCAGCUCUGUCAAAGUAGGAGCGAACCUCUCCGAACCUUUUAA
Molecule: messenger RNA, 414 nt
Organism: Drosophila ficusphila
Lineage: Eukaryota; Metazoa; Arthropoda; Insecta; Diptera; Drosophilidae
Exons: 1
Coding region: 1-414 (137 amino acids)
Source: RefSeq, a predicted model, not a curated record